Platichthys flesus (European flounder) is the source of this 3579-nucleotide messenger RNA. Its product is annotated as B-cell receptor CD22-like. The transcript is spliced from 11 exons. The coding region runs from base 961 to 2931 and encodes 656 amino acids. NCBI's taxonomy places the organism in Eukaryota, Metazoa, Chordata, Actinopteri, Pleuronectiformes, Pleuronectidae. The record is from RefSeq and is a predicted model, not a curated record.
CAAAAAAGAAUCACACGCCCUCUAGUGGUUUUAAUUUGGUAUUUGAUUUGAUAAAAAGUUCUAAGCCACUUGUCCUCCAGUUUGCUGUAAGAAAGAGCAACUUGGCUCUAAAGGAACUCACAGACAGGCAGAUGGACAAGGAGCAGACACACACACACACACACACACACACACACACACGCACACACACACACACACACACACACACACACACACACACACACACACACACAACACACACACACACACACACACACACAAACACAAACACACACUCAGACAUACCAUCAGGUCCUGUAGAGCACCAGGGAGAUGCACGAGUCUCACAUUUAAUUAUCCACCCAAUGGUCUCCCUGUUAGUGUCAUUCCAGAGGAGGGGGCAGGAGAACCAUGGAGGAAGAAGGAGGUGCAGGUUUGGAGCUUCUGCCUCGUUAUGACAGAGACAAUCUGUAAAGUAAACAGCACCACUGAGGUAAGAGGUUCAGAGAAGACCCAGUUACCUCUGCUCCCCUGCAGCGUCAGGUGCUUCUGUGGAUGUUUUUUCAUUUUAAUGUUGUAAAAUGCUUCAGACACGUUAUUUUCAGCUGGCAGACGUUAGCAUGCUAACUGUGAGCUAACUGUCCCCUGUGGCUCAAACAGGUGAGUAACAUGAUGGUUAUCAUCUCUGAAGCUCCUUGUGCUGCUUCUUUUCUUUCCUCCUCCUACCUCGGAGUCUCCAGAGCUUUGUGCUGCUUGUGUCUCUUUAAAAGAACUUUACUUUUCUCCCCCUCUCUGUAUAUUGAUGAGGGGAUUAGAGAUCACAGCGCCGAUGACGAAAAGGAGGAGGAAAUGAUGAAAAAGAAGAGAUAACUUACGUAACAAGUAGACGUGUCUGUGAUGUGACUGAGUUUCAUCACGUGCACAUUAUUUAUCUGUGGACGAUUCAAUUGUUUGAAGUCACAGACGAGAGCAGCAGCUACUAUGAGUGUAACUGCAGCAGCCAGUGGAUUUGUUGUCCUUCUUCUCACUGUGACAGUGGUACAGUGUGAGAAUGGCUGGGGUGUAAGUUACACUUCUACUAAGAUCUGUGCCUUCAGAGGAUCAACAGUGUACAUUACCUGUACCUACACAUACCCAUCCACAUUUAAUAACCAUGAUACUACAGUUCAGGAAACUUUCUGGUUCAUUAAAGAGAGUAAUGGGAUUCACGUUGAUCUAAGGACUGAUCCGGAGUAUUCAGGUCGUGUGAAGAAUCUCUGUGGAAACAACAAGUGCACUCUGAGAAUCUCUAACCUGAGAGAGAGCGACUCAGCUGUGUACAAGUUCAGGUUCACAACAAACCAACCUACUGGGAGUUUAACUGGUUCAGCUGGAGUCACUCUGUCUGUCACUGAUUUGCAUGUGCAGGUGAGAGCAUCAGAGAUGUCUUACUAUUCUAUCUGGGCAGAGCUCAGGUGUCAGAGCAGUUGUCUUCUUCCUGAUCAUCUGAACUACGUCUGGUACAAGAAUCAACAGAAGACGGAGGAAGGAGCACCUUAUACAGAUUAUUUUUAUCCUGCAGACAGUGUUUCCUGUGCUGUUAAAGGACUCGAGGAUUUCCGCUCUCCGUCAAUGUUGGUGAAAAGUCAGAAUGGCUGGGGUGUGAGUUACACUUCUACUGAGAUCUGUGCCUUCAGAGGAUCAACAGUGGACAUUAACUGUACCUACACAUACCCAUCCAGGUUGAAUCACCUUGAUACUACAGUUCAGGAAACUAUCUGGUUCAUUAAAGAGAGUAAUGGGAUUCCCGUUGAUCUAAGGACUGAUCCGGAGUAUUCAGGUCGUGUGGAGAAUCUCUGUGGAAACAACAAGUGCACUCUGAGAAUCUCUAACCUGAGAGAGAGCGACUCAGCUGUGUACAAGUUCAGGUUCACAACAAACCAACCGAAUGGGAGUUUAACUGGUUCAGCUGGAGUCACUCUGUCUGUCACAGCCCCUCAGCUCCAGGUACAUGUGAGGAGAUCAACAGCCAAUCCAUCUUCUACCUGGACAGAGCUGACCUGUCACAGCAGGUGUCAGCUCCCUGAUCAUCUUUCCUACGUUUGGUACAAUAACAAUAAACCUGUUGGACGAAAAAAAUACUUUCACCUCCGACACUUUAAUGCUGGAGACAGCUAUCACUGUGCUAUAGAAGGACAGGAGCGUUUCCCUUCUCCUAGAUUGGACGCUGCAAAGCCUCCCUCUGUGUCAGUGAGUCCCUCUGGUGAGAUCAUGGAGGGCAGCUCAGUGACUCUGACCUGCAGCAGUGAUGCUAACCCAGCAGCUAACUACACCUGGUACAAGAGAAGUGGAGAUGAACAAGUUCAACGUCUCAGUGAAGAGACACAAUUUGUCUUUAGCUCCAUCCGGUCGUCAGACUCUGGAGAGUAUUACUGCACAGCUGAGAAUGAGAACACAGCGUCUAAACGUGUCUUAAUAAAUGUGAAUUACGCUCCAAAGCCUCCCUCUGUGUCAGUGAGUCCCUCUGGUGAGAUCAUGGAGGGCAGCUCGGUGACUCUGACCUGCAGCAGUGAUGCUAACCCAGCAGCUAACUACACCUGGUACAAGGAGAACCGAACUCUGCUUCAAGGACCAGAGGGCAUUUAUCGUCUCUCCUCCAUCAGCUCUGGGGACAGCGGGGUCUACUCCUGCAAGUCUGAGAAUCAGUACGGACGGAUCAACUCCACGUCUCUACACUUAGACGUCCAGUGGAAGUCAGUGAUAAUCAUGAAUAUCAUCAGGCUGACUCUGGUGGUUGUACUGGUUCCAGUGCUUGUCUGGACUCUGUGGACGAGGAUGAAGAAAACUCUGAGCUUGAAAUCAGAAGUGAAUGAAGCUGUGGAGAUGAUAGAGUCACACAACUGUCCUGAGUAUGAGAACGUUGCUGCUGCAGCACAGACAGAAGACACAGAGGAGCAGGAAGACCUGGUGUGAAGCAUCAGGUCAGAGCCACUGUGACAAACAGACCCAAGAUGGACGACUUCAGAGAACAUUCGUACAAGAGAGUUUUACAGAAACCACCGAACAUUUCCUUUCUACUCUUGGUUUCCUGUUUUCUUCUCUGCUCAGGUGCACUGUGAUUAGUUGAAAGUAUUUAGGAGGAACAGGAAGUAUCUCCAUCCCCAGUUGCAGCAGCAGUUUGUACAGCAUGACCUUUAGAGCAAGAGUAUUGUUGUGUUGUUUCUUUUCUUUUUCUUUUCUGAUGGGUCCAGUCGUCCAGUUUUCGCAGCUUUAUUUCUGUGAGCUUUAGUUCUGAUGUUGGUUUAGGUUGAAGGAAGAUUCUCAGAUCCUACGACCCUUUGUGGGUUGGUGUGUUGGGUUUUCCUUCUUUUGUCCAUUUUGCCGGCCUAUUGUUGAAGUUGUUGUCUUUUCUGCAAUAAUGAUGAUAAAAGAUUUUUUUCUGUUACCCUCUGAACUAUGUUGGACGUCUUGGUGAUCAGCCUUUGAAAAUGUGGUAACACCACGUGACUCAUCUCAUGUCUUCUACAUGAUAUUAAUGUGGUUAUUACAUGGAUAAUGAAUUAUUAUGUAUCGUGAUUUUAUGAUUCUUCUUAAAUAAAGUUUUUUGGUCUUUUGUUUUCA